Molecule: messenger RNA, 2106 nt
Organism: Colletotrichum karsti
Lineage: Eukaryota; Fungi; Ascomycota; Sordariomycetes; Glomerellales; Glomerellaceae
Product: transcription initiation factor IIF subunit alpha
Exons: 3
Coding region: 1-2106 (701 amino acids)
Biological process (GO): transcription initiation at RNA polymerase II promoter; positive regulation of transcription elongation by RNA polymerase II
Cellular component (GO): nucleus; transcription factor TFIIF complex
Molecular function (GO): DNA binding; RNA polymerase II general transcription initiation factor activity; TFIIF-class transcription factor complex binding
Source: RefSeq, a predicted model, not a curated record
AUGAGCGCGCCUCCGCCCGGUAUGCCUAACGGCCAGAAUCCCACCGGCCAGCCUCGCCCUCCCCCAAUGAAGCGACGACCUCGCGGAGAUCCUCUCGUUGCUCGAAAACGCCCUGGACAGCCACGACCUGCUGCUGCGCGGCCCGCACCGAACACUCUGCAGACCGCCGCAGGCGCUCGACCAUCCCCCGGCGCGUCUGCCCACCACGGCCUCCAACGCCCCGAAACCGAGGAGGAUAUCAAGAUACGGAGAGCGGCUAAUGGUGGUUGGCUCGAUCCUCCACCUACUAAUGUUAGGGAGUACAAGAUCGUCACAACGAAGAAGGCACUGAAGGAUGGCAUCCGUCACCACAUCAUGAAGCUUUCUUCCUCCAAGGCCGACCUUGAGCAGAAAGGCAUUGAUCCGACAAAUCAGGACGAGUUCACUAGACCUGUAACUCUCCAACGACGCGAUCCUCGCCAACCCCCGCCCGGCCGAGAAGUCAAGCAGGAAGCCCCGGAGCCUAUGCCAGUGGAUGAGAAGGAGGCAGAGAGGUUGGCCCAGAUGAAGGCUGAACGUGAAGCCGUUCGUGCCGUCGAGAUAGCCAAGAGUGCUCCGAGUCUCAAGGAUCCCAGUGCCGACAAGAAGCCAAAGCCGAAGAAGAAGGAAGAGGACGUUCAGUUCCAUCGUGCUCCCAGGUCAGAGAAGGAGAAGAAGCAGCAGGAGUUGAGAUAUGAGGAAGCUCUACCCUGGCAUCUCGAGGAUGCUGAUGGCAAGAAUGUCUGGGUUGGAUCCUACGUCGCCCCUUUGUCUGAGACGACGGUUGCUUUUGUCGCUACUAGGGACGGAAAGUUUUCCGCGGUACCGUUGGAGAAGUGGUACAAGUUCACAGCAAAGCCACACUUCAAUACCAUGAGGCUUGAAGAAGCGGAAGCGCUCAUGAGCAAGAAGACAGAUAUCGGCCGAUGGUACAUGCGUGACAAACAAAAGAAGACAGAGCAAGACGAGUGGGAAGCUACCAGACAUGCACUCUAUGGUCCCGCUAGAAUCAAGACAGAGUCCAGCACCUUCCGAGCUGCCUCGCGAGAGGAGAAGAUGGACCAUGACCAGAUUGACAUGGAGGGCGACGAGUUCCAGGAUGACGACGAGGCUCCAGGAUUGGAGGCUGAUAACGACGAGGAUUUCAAGGAGGCGACUGAUCGCAUUCGCCGCGACCAACUUGGCGCCAACCUAUUUGGUGAAGCCGACGAGCAGAGAGUUCAGAAGGAAUUAGAAGAAGAGAGAAAGGCCGAAGAGGAACGCCGAAAGGAGGGUAAAAAGACCACCAAGGCUCUCAUCAAGAGAGAAAAGGAGACAAUCUACCAAUCCGACUCCAGCGGCUAUGAUCCCUUCGAAUCAUCCUCGAGCGAGGACGACUCCGAUGAGGAGAAGAAGGAUGACGAAAACAAGGACAAAGAGAAGGGAGACGAAAAGGGAGACUCGAAAGACAAGAAUGCUUCGGGUGUAUCCUCCAAGGGUGAUACAACACCAUCUGGCCGAAACAAGCACACGGAUGCCCUUAAGAAGGGCAAGUCGUUGAAGCGUCCAGGCUCUCCCAACCUGUCCGAGUCUAGUGGAAACGAGUCUUCCCGUAAGAAGAUUAAGAAGCAUGCUGCUGCAUCAGUGCAGCAAAGCCGGUCUUCAACUCCUUCGUCGCAAGGACCCGCCGGCCAGAAGAGCAACCUCGGCAAGGGUGUGAUGAGUGACGGCGAAGCAACGGCAGGAGAAAUGUCCGACGGCCAACCGAGGAAGAAGAAGAUCAAGCUUGUCGGCAGUGGAGCCAGAGGAACACCCGUCGGUUCCAGGGCCGGUAGUCCUGUGCCCGCCGCGCCGGGCUCAAAACCUGGUUCACCCAUUCCCGAAGGAUCACCGCGUGCCGGGUCUCCUGGAGCCGGCCCAAUCGAGCCUGCGGAGAUCAUUGCUGCUCUCCCUGACCUUCCGAACGGUAUCACCAUCGGUAAUCUUAUGCGGAAGUUUGCUGGGCGUAUUGGAGACGGUCCAGGCCAAAUGGAUCGCAAGGAAUGGAUUAAGCUUGUCAGAGAAAACUGCGCCUAUGGACCGGACAAGGUCCUCCGUCGCAGAGCCUAG